AUGGCGACCGCUAGGGUAUCGCCAACGGCGAAUCUUCUGCGGAAGUCUCGACUAUUUGCCCUUCCUCAGGCUUUGCAAACUCCCCGAGCCCCGCCAUCAUCUAGGAUCGUGAACGAAUCUAACAGCGCGACACUUCCUCACCCUACCCGGGCAUCGAUCGUAACGCCGCAGUCUUCGCUGGCUCGGGGCGAUUGGGGCCUGAAGCGACCUCUCCCAUCCAAGUCGACAUCGGAGAAGUCUUCGAGGCCAGUUGUCCGCAUGAAUGCCCUCGAUACCUACGAACAUGUCACCGAUUUCGAGUCCGCAGCCGAUCAUACCAUGACCCUGGAGAAGUUCCAAGAACUGCACAUGCCCAUGUCGCUGCCCUCGAAGGUCAAUUAUGCCACGAGCAUGACCCCAAGACACCAAAGUCCCUUCGAAACAUUCGUCGACAACACCGAAACCAGCAAGACACUCGGAGAGGCGGGAGCCAAACAAUUCCGACACACCGGACCUUGGCUUGCUGGACAGACCGAGGCGGAGUUCGCGGGUUAUCUGAAGCAGAUUGGGCGCCAAAAGCCCGAACUGCUCCAGAAGAUGCGUGAGCGGUUUGACUCCAAGCGCUACGCUGAAGCCCGGAAGCUGGCCCAGGACAACGGCGAGGACCUGGAAAAGUUCAACACAUAUCUCAAGUCUCUCCGUGAAGAUCCCUUUGCCCUGGGCCCCGUUGUCUUCGAGUUGCUUGACCUUCCUUCCGCUCCUACCGUCCCCAGCGAGCGCAUUGGCCGCAAGUACUACCAAUCCCCAGGAACCAAGCUGUCCGCCCCCGAGUACGCCGUGACCGGCCCCCCCGAAGACACACCCAAGCCCGUCGAGGCCCGUAUUCUGCGCCCUAAGGGUAGAUUUAAGGGACGUGUGUCGAAGGCUAUUGCUGGUGUCGGUGGCAUUGCCGUGGAGGACUUGAACGCCAUGACAUUCAUUGACCAAGGCACACCUCCUGGAUUGACUGCCUUCGAUGCGACCAUCCCCGGUGGUGCCAAAUACUGGGUUUCGCCUAUCCGAGCCGCUGUCGAUUCCGAUGGCAGAAUUGGCCUUUCUUCCUACCGCGCUGGAUCUACCGCCAAGGCUCCAUAUGGUAUUAAGGAUUAUAAGAAGCCUAACGCGAUGAGCAUCACCGAGGCAGCUCGUCAGGGAGCUCACGUGGUCCCACGAAUGGACAGCCACCGUCCCAACAGCCCCCGCUUCAGGGCCGGUGCGGAGAACGCCCCAAGAAAGUCUAUGCGGGGAACCGAAGUUAUUGCUCGCAGCCUGAUGGAGAACCUCAAUGCGCCCAAGAAAGACUAA
Molecule: messenger RNA, 1323 nt
Organism: Penicillium waksmanii
Lineage: Eukaryota; Fungi; Ascomycota; Eurotiomycetes; Eurotiales; Aspergillaceae
Product: mitochondrial 37S ribosomal protein bS1m
Exons: 3
Coding region: 1-1323 (440 amino acids)
Biological process (GO): mitochondrial translational initiation
Cellular component (GO): mitochondrial small ribosomal subunit
Molecular function (GO): structural constituent of ribosome
Source: RefSeq, a predicted model, not a curated record